Molecule: messenger RNA, 1024 nt
Organism: Osmerus eperlanus (European smelt)
Lineage: Eukaryota; Metazoa; Chordata; Actinopteri; Osmeriformes; Osmeridae
Product: vacuolar ATPase assembly integral membrane protein VMA21-like
Exons: 3
Coding region: 140-451 (103 amino acids)
Biological process (GO): vacuolar proton-transporting V-type ATPase complex assembly
Cellular component (GO): endoplasmic reticulum membrane
Source: RefSeq, a predicted model, not a curated record
UGUUACCUAAUAAAAGAGAAGAAGAGUCAUGUGAUCAACCCAUGAUCAAAUGCGGAAGUUGCAUUUUGAGUUCUAUGAAGAACCGUCUCAUUCAUAGUAAAGAGAAAACCAGCUUUUAUUGGAGUUAUUGAUCUUUGCCAUGGACGGUUUGGCCAAAACAUCGCAUAGCAGCACCUCUUGUGCAGCGCCGGAUUUCAGAGGUAAUGAGAGUUCCCUGGCGUCUGCCCUCAAAACUCUCCUCUUCUUCACCGUCCUGAUGGUCACUGUGCCCAUUGGCUUAUACUUCGCAUCAAAGGCUUAUAUAUUUGAAGGUACAAUGAAGAUGUCCAAUUCAGACAGCUACUUCUAUGCUGCCAUUGUUGCUGUGCUUGCUGUGCACGUAGUCCUGGCUCUGUUUGUGUAUGUAGCCUGGAAUGAAGGACCUCCCAAGAGCAAAGGCAAACAUGACUAACCUGGAGCCUGCUACACUCCAACCCCGACCACCAGACCAUAAGUUAGAGCAGGGGGCAGUCAAACCCCCGCCCCCCGUCCUCACCACAGCUCCCCAGCCCAAACCUAGGACCAUCUGUCCUGAAGGGCCCUUCUCUCUGGGAGUCCAGCCUCGGUUGUUUCUCCAGUGUUGACAGGAAGUCCAUGCUUCUUGUAGAAAAACGGUUUACCAGUUUUCUAUUUAACGGUGACACCUUUGUGUCUCUUUGCUGCUCUCUAGUAAAGGCUGUGACCUCACGUACACCCUGUAAUUGAAAGGUGUAGAUUGAUACACUGUUUAGCUACAGUGGUGGUUAAAUGGGAAACCCCUUUGUUUGUUUUUUUGUUUACAACACGUUAAUACGGUAGUGAUAUGAUUAUUCUGUCUCUGUAAAUGUUAUUUAUGUGACUUGGUAUUCCGUCAUGACCCGUAAGUCGAGUAUUAGAACUGUAGCAUUAUUAAGAUACUCCUGCUGUUUUUUUCUCAUUGUGAUUCCCUGUGGAUAUUUGUUUUUCUAGAAAAAACAAAAAUGUCUUACUUUACCAAAUAAUAAAG